GUGUCUCAGAACCCUGGAAAAACAGAAGAUGGCACUGAACAAUCAUGUGUCUCAGUGUCAAUCUGCUCUUCAGAAGGCCAACCAGCUCUCUUCAAACCGCGCUGGACAACUGCGGGAGCUCAACACGCAGAUCCGGGCCCUGCAGGACGCAGUGCUGCAGAUGGAGGCUUCCCAGGCAACUCGAGAGAAGCAGCUGCUGAAGGAGCUGGAGGAGUCUCGAGCAGGAGAACGCUGCUUGAGGGACUCUGUGCAUGUGCUGGAGGCUGAGGUGUCUGAGCUGCGUGUGAAGCUCCAGAGCUCUGAUGACAAAGCUCUUGCCUUGGCCAUACAGUGUAAGGCUCUGGAGCUGGAGCUGAGGAAGACACAGACUGAGAGAGACAACCUCAGAGCCUGCAACAUGGAGCUGCAGAAGGAGUUGGAGAAAACUGAGCAAGAGUGGGUGCAGGCAGAAGCCAUGCACAUCUCUCGCCAAAUUCUCCUGGACAAAGAGGCCACGGAAAGGCAGGAAGAGGCUGUGACUCUUCGUCAGGAGGUGGCAUUUCUGAAGAAGAAAUUGGAAAACCUGGAGAAGGAAAGGAAGGAUGUGCUGGUGAGAUUGGCAGAUGCUACAAUGGGCAAUUUCCUGGCUAUGUUUGGACCUUGUGUUAAUAGUUCUAAGGGGCACCUUUUUCCCCUUUAACUUUUAUAAUUGCAUUCUUCUGAAUAAGAAGGGAAAGAUGUUGUAGUCAUGGCAAAGGCAGUUAAUGCUGAGGCUGCUGAUUUUCCUCCAUGCUGGGCUUCUGUGCCUAAGAAGCUUUAGUUCUCAAUGUCCUCACUGUCUCUGUUGACAUUGCAUGGUUUGGGGAAUUGCUGGUGUCCAAGCCCAUGUUUGGAUUUCUAAAUAUCGGGAAAGAGAAGGGAGAGUCCCAUGUUUGCUGUUGAUAGAGAGAUGUUUGGCCUUGGCCAUCUGAGAGCAGCCAGUGGGGAGAGAAGAGAGGAAAGCCAAGUGCUGAUCCCACAUCAGGACGUGUGCCUGCAAGGGGACAACUCGUCCUGAGUGGCAGCAGAGAAUGACUGACUGAUCUGGCCCUUGCUGCUCCCAGAGAGGGCAGUGGGGCUCUCGGGGAUGGAGCCAUGGAAACUCUGCACAGGAGAGGUGGAAAACCACUCCUGUCAGCCCAGCCCCAGGGAAUGAAAGGCUGGGUCUGUUUGCUCUUU
Molecule: messenger RNA, 1197 nt
Organism: Passer domesticus (house sparrow)
Lineage: Eukaryota; Metazoa; Chordata; Aves; Passeriformes; Passeridae
Product: EF-hand calcium-binding domain-containing protein 4B-like
Exons: 3
Coding region: 29-679 (216 amino acids)
Source: RefSeq, a predicted model, not a curated record